Mustela lutreola (European mink) is the source of this 1378-nucleotide messenger RNA. It is a transcript of the gene C17H16orf54, whose product is annotated as chromosome 17 C16orf54 homolog. The record is from RefSeq and is a predicted model, not a curated record. Lineage: Eukaryota; Metazoa; Chordata; Mammalia; Carnivora; Mustelidae. Bases 142 to 834 code for a protein of 230 amino acids. The transcript has 2 exons.
GGUGGGGACAGCCACAGGUGCGGUGGGGACGCCUGACGCCUAGCACGACAGCAAGCGAAGCGGAGCCUGGAGAGAACAAGACCUGCUUCACGGGGAGAGUCGUGAGGCCGCAGGAACGUCCACGGGGCCAGCCUACGGCGGAUGCCUUCCACUCCAGAGCAGCCCUUUGGGCACACGGGGGGCCUCCCUGUGCCCGAGAUGGGCUCGUGGCCCCCGCUGCCGUGCGGACCCUGCAUCCCCAUCAUGCUGGCGCUGGCCUCCCUGGCCGCGCUCUUCCUCCUGAGCACAGCCGUGUUGGCAGAACGCCUGUUCCGCCGCUCCCAGCACGCAGACCCCAGCCACCACGCGCCCACCCUGGUCUGGCGCCCGGGAGGAGAACUGUGGAUCGAGCCCAGGGGCACCCCCCGAGAGCGUUCGGAGGACUGGUACGGCUCUGCGGUCCCCCUGCUGAUGGACCGGGCCCCAGACCCUCCCACCCCGGGGGGCACCUUGGAGGCCCGGGCAACAGCCCCGCCUGCCCCCUCUGCCCCCCCCACCCCGUUAGCUCCCCUCACCCCUCCCAGCUCCUUGGGCCCCCACACCCCACCCAGGGCCCCAGUCCGCAGCACCUUCUGGGGACCCCAGGCCUUGAACGAGAGGCCCUGCGCCCCAGGCUUGGUGAGCUGGGCUGAGCCGGAACACAGGCCAGAGGCCACCGUGCACUUGGGGAGCCCCCAGGCCCAGAGGCAGCAACUAGGAAGCCCUGAUCUUGAGUGGGGCCCCCAGCCUCGGGUCACCCUGGAGCAGAUCUCCGCUUUCUGGAGGCGCGAAAGUCGGACCAGUGUGGGGUUCUGAAUCCCCACGGCCUGGGGGAUUGGCCUCCCAAAGACCCCUGAGGAAGGCCCUAUCUCAGGGAGUCUCUCUGAGGCCUUAAAGACCUGAAGCUGAUACCCGGGGCCCCAGGAAGAAUGCCCGCCAACGCGCUGCCGGCCUUUUACAUCUGGAUUUCAAUUCCCUGGAUCUGCCCCUAUCCCCCAGCACAGGCUCCAUGUGGACAGAACUGGUGCUUGAGGGGAAGCUCAGAAGUGCUCCCUUUGGCUGCCUGGGGCUGGCAAGCAGCACGGAGAACUGGGGGUGGGGCCCACUCUGGGCCAGAAGCCACCGAAAUCAUGUUGCAGAUUCAGAGCUCAAGGUACCAAAGAGGCAGAAAAUAGCAUCAUCACGAGGCUUCCACCUUCCUUCGAUGCCAGGAUCGAGUGCAGGAGUCCUAUGGAUGCUGAGUGUGGGUGACGAGGGUCUGUCCCGCCAGCAGGAGAGGACAGGAAGCCAGCCUCCAGGAGCCACAGAUCACUCCUUCAGAAAAACACACACACAGAGGUCAAGACCAGGCAAAGGAACA